GUCUGGGUGGGAAUGGAAUUCAUUCAGGCUUUGUGUAGCAGCAGGCGAGACUAUCCUAUAUCGUCUAUCUCGUAAGUACAACGUAAGACUUUCUACCCCUAGGAAGCUUCCAAAGCAGAAAUACCGCAAUGCAAUCAAUGCACGUGGCAUAUGGUCCAGCUUUCUUUGAAAUCGAUUACAUAUGUUGAUGCAGCCAGUGGACAUACGUCCAUUUUCAAUUAGUUUGAUUAACCUCCUCCCGUCCAUCUCUCGUAUAGGGCCUUGUGUGUGGCUACCACAAUUUUGCUUAUUGUUUAACAGGAUGUCAAACUUGUUGAAGCGUUAUCGACUGCUGUUGGCCGUCGCUUCGAUUGGAUACCUGAUACCGUGUAGCUACAAUAUCCGUACCGGACUGUUUGAUUGUUCCUAUCGAAACACGUUGGUUUGUGUAUGCAAUGUAGUGUUUUUCGGUGGUUUCGUGUGGUAUGAUUUUGGAAUGAUUCUGAAAUUCUACGCCACGCUACCGAUAGUGCUGGUGGGAAUAUUGACGGUCGAUGUGACCGUAUACAAUCUGCUAAUAUUCUGCAUUAUCAUAAACGCAGUGUACAAUCGAGAUUGCUUCGUGCAACUGCUGAACAGUCUUUUCGCGCGUGACGAUUGGAUGCUUGAAUCGGUUGCCAUGCAAGGAUCAUCCCAGCAGCGCCGCUCAACGCAAAGCACGGGAGGUUUAGUGUGUUUAAUCGUGCUGGUAUUGCUGUACGCCAUGUACAAUGCCCUAUUUGUCAACGAUCACAGCAUGGUUUUGAUGGACAUGAUCAUUUUGCUUAGAUUCUGCUUCAUGUUCCUAAUACUGGAGUUAUACCGGGUGUGUGUACGCAUCAUCAGGAAGCGUAUGAAGCAGCUCCAAGUAUUGCUAACGCAAAUGGAAGAAAGCAAUACUGCAGCAUGUGUUGAACAUAUCGUGCACGUGUUUUUGGACCGUUUUCAACGUUACUAUUUACUGAUUGAUAGUGUGAAUAAGUCUUUUUCCGUACCGGUAACUCACACACUGCUGCUUAUCGUGCUCGAGCGAACUGUAGCAGCGUACGAUGUGUUUGAAAAUUUAAGGGGAGAGAGUAAAAUGAUCUUAUGGGACUUUUAUAGGCUACUGUACAGGCAGGUGUGGGAAAUUACGUACAUUGUGCUGAUGGUGCUGUUGGCAAUCAAUUGCAAUGCAACAAGUUUGCAGGUAAUUUACUACAACCAGUUACCAAAUGUAUGUUCAUUUUUUUAGUUGAUUCGUCCAUUAGCUUUCAGUCAUAAUCAAUACCAGACGUCUACAAUUAAUCGUUGGGUCUUGAUGCGUUCUUUUGAUAGCUUCGAAACGUAGAUUAACAUAUGCGUGAGAUUAACAUUUGCACGCGCUCAAAAGAGGCACAUUACAUUAAUUAUUUAUUAGCCAGCCACUUCGCCUAACAUCCAUGAGUUGGUUAAAGUCACCCCUGUAUGGCCAGUACCAGAAUGACAUUCGGAUAGUAACAUUCUAUCAUCAAACAGACACGGUUGACAUAAUGUCUAUGUACAUUCGCCAGAACCAUUUUACAUUGCGCAUCGUUACAGCGAUUUACUUUCUACCCGUCAGCUACAACCAAACGACACAACGUUUCGUCCAGCAGCGCACCAAUCUCGUUUCGUUUGGCGUUGGAAUAUUACUAUCGUUUACCUUCUUUUAUCAUGAUAUUUUUAUUCAAAAUGUUUUUUUCGCAAACCUACCACCGUUUGCAUUUGCAAUCGUACUGCUAGAACUGCUACUGUACACCAUCGUACCGUUCUGUGUAGUGUUGAACAAUUUAUUCUAUCGCAAGCGAUGGACAGACCUGUUGAACGUUCUUUUUGCAGACGAUAGUGUGCUCGAUACCACAAACGUCACGAUGAGCGGUGCGUAUUUUCUGUACAUCAGCGUCUUGAGCAUACUGCUGGUAACUCUCGAAUUGUGCAACCUUUUUGCAUUGGAAACGCUCUCACACAAAAUGUUGACCACAACGUUUGUGUUACGGUAUACGGGUAUGAUACACUUCCUGUAUCUUUUCCAUAUGUGCGUCAGCAUGGUGGGCUUGCGGAUGGAACAGCUGAAAAUGCUUUUCCAUCACAAACAAACCGAGGACGAGUUUGAGUAUUACCUCGGACUUUUUAUGGCAAAAUUUGAACGAUACGUGAUGCUAAUAGAACAGAUCAAUCGAUGCUUUUCUCUUCCAAUCGUCACUAUGUUGGCGCUGGGAAUGGUAGAGCUGGCAUAUCUUGUGUUCGAGUGCUUUUACACGUACAACGCCGGUUCACCGGAUAGUGAAAUGUAUAAUGGUUUUACGGAUUGGGCAUUCAGCCAGUUCUGGCAAUCGAUGUACUGCCACUUUUUGGUGCUGACCGUUUCAUCUUGCGAGCAGACAAGGAAAACGGUAAGAAAUUAUAUAGAAUAUGCACGUAAAUCGGUCAUCUUUGUGGUGUGCCGUGUGGUUCGAUUUCAUCAACUCAAAUUCACUUCAUAAACUUUAAAAACAAAAUUUCAACAGCCUAAUUCAGCUAGAAUUUAAGAACCAAAUACAGAAGUGAAUUUUUGACGUGAAAAGAGGUGAUUCACAAUCAGGAAAGAUUUGGGAGCUAUUAGAAACAUCAUUAGUCAUCAUUUAUCUAUUUUAGUAGGCUGUAGUUUUAAGAAUCUCUAUACCCAGGUCUGCCAUAAAGCCUAACAGGAAUUGUGUAGUCAUUUUCUAUACGCACAGAAGGACACUCUUGAUGCAAAUCGAAUCACAAUUUGGUAUUGGCUAUCAUGUCACCAGAACACAUCUAACGCACGACUGUUUAUGAGCCAAACAUUGAUAUGCAGCAUGUCAAAAUCAUAAUGUAGCAAAUGAAAGAAUCAAUUAAAUUAGGCAAUUGGCCAUUACUAUUGCUUGCCAACUCUAUUAACGCAUAGUAUGUUCCUAAUAGUCCGGCACACUAUUAGGUUUGUUGGUGUGCAGUUAUUAUUUAAUUAGAUUAAUAAUUAAUAAAUGUUACCUGAAAUCAAUAAUUUCAGUGUAAAUCAUGCUAGCACAUCUGUUAUGGUACACAUUCUCUCUUUUCUGGAAAUGCACUACAGUUGACAUAAUGUCCUCACUCGUAAAGCGUUACCAACGGUUGUUCGCCGUAGCAAUCGUUAUGCAUAUACUGCCCUGUAGGUACAACUUUCGUACCAAUAUGUUUGAAAAGUCUUGGACCAACAUGUUUGCUUUAGUAUUGAAUAUUGUGCUUCACAGUAUGUGUCUGUGGUUAGAUUUAAAUGCUAUUAAAAUUUCCAUCGGCUACAUGUCGUUUGUGAUGUUAGGUGUGAUAGUGAUCUACCUAGUGACAUACGCCUUAAUGCUGGUCGUAAUUAUCUGGAAUGCGUUCUACCAUCGGGACUCGUUUGUACACUUGUUUAACAGCCUAUUCGCCAAGGAAGAUUGGUUACUACAGUGGGUAGUGAUGAAAGGAAUAGUGACCAAGCUCAAUCUACAAACGCGACACAAUGGCAGCAUGGGAACGUUGGCAUUGCUGGUGAUCUUGAACAGCUUCUACAACUUUGCGUAUGCUGCAAAUUCUACCAUUUUUAAGCUCUACUGGUUAAUUUUGCUCAGAUUUUGUGGCAUGUUCGUGAUGGUGGAGCUUUACCGCGCGUGUGUGAUCGUUAUUGAGGAGCGUAUGAAGCAGUUGCAUUCUCUGCUGCAGCUCACAAUAAAUGGUCCGAAAUUAAAUGUGGAACAUCAGGUUGAGCUCUUUAUAAAACGAUUCGAGUACUACUACGAGUUGAUCGAAUGCAUCAAUCGGUGCUUUGCCAUACCCUUAAUUCACGUUCUGUUACUAAUUCUGCUCGAACGAACCGUUGCAGCUUACGAUGUAUACGAUAACUAUAAUUUGCUGGAUGUUAUGUCGGUUUGGGAUAAGUUUGGGUUAUUAUUCAGACAGAUCUGGCAAAUGAUAUACCCAAUAAUCAUCUGUAUGAUCGGGAUAACUGGUAAUCUUACAUCAAUUCAGGUAAAUUAAAGGUUUUUUUUUUAUCGUGAAAAGUCAUUCUGGCCUAAUUAGCCCAUAGCAGGAAAUUAUCCUUCAAGAUUCUUGACUGAUUGACGUAUCGUUACACAGUUAUGCUGAUACAUAUACAUGUGAAUAAACAAAACCCUGUCUUCUCAUAAUUUAUUUACAUUGCACCCAAUAUCUAGUCGAUAAUCACCAACAUUGUGGCAUGUGGUUUAUUUCAUUCUACCAUGAAGCGUACGCGACAUUCGUGAUUCGUGGUAAGGCUGUGGUCAAGUCAUCAACGAUGUCUGCCUGCGCUCGACUUAAUCGCUACACGUUCAAAAUCAUGUCAUCGGUGUAUUAUCUGCCCGUAGCCUACGAUGCAGUCGAACAUCGUUUCAUUGAAAAGCGUUCAAAUCUCAUAUCGUUCGCCAUCGGGUUGCUCCUCUCGAUUGGUUUCAUAUAUCAUGAUUUUUUCAUAGUGCUAGCUAAUUACAACACUGACCAGUCAGCUUUUACGCUCGCAGUGUUCAUCGUGGAACUAACCGUGUUCGCCACAGUACCAAUCUGUGCGGUGUGUAACAGCUUCGUAUAUCGCAAAGAGAUCGUGCAGCUAUUGAAUAUGUUGUUUGCGGACCAAAAUGUGCUAGAUUUGGGUGGUACUUAUGGGAACAAAAGUGUCCAACCCUUUAGUAUUGCGAAUCGCUACGUGAAAGUUUUGUAUGCGAUCGUGGUAUUGAUUUGUUUUUACAAUUAUAUAAAUAUGAUACACACCAUGCAUACGUUUCUGGAGCUUACGUUGAUAUCACGGUUUCUGCUAACGACACAAUACAUAUAUCUGUACUAUCUGUGCGUCAGUAUGGUACGCUUGCGGAUGCAGCAACUGAGGGUGCUGUUUCUGGACCAUCAGCACGAGCACGAUUUCGAACAACUUCUUUGCCUCUUCUUGGAAAGAUUUCGCCAGUACAUCGCUCAGAUUGAACGGAUUAACCAAUGCUUAUCCGCACCACUGCUGGGGAUGCUUCUGCAAGCAUUGAUCGAGCUGGCAUAUUUUAUGUACGAAUGGUUCCGAGUGAUCAGUACAGGACAGGUGGUAAAUGGAAACUACGUCAGCGUACAGCAAUGGAUCACUAGCCAGUUUUGGCAGCUGAUGUAUGGCAACGUAUUGCUACUGCUUGUGCCGUCCUGCGAGCAAGCGUCAAACGAGGUAAUAAUCAUUUAACAUGUGUGGGGGCAGCCAUCCCGAUGAAAACAUAAUGAGGUGAUGUUAUAAACAGAUACACGGUGAAAAACACAAUGCGCCACAAGGCAAUUUGUCUAAUUGUUCAAAGAACGCAUCACACAGAACGUUUGUUACUCCAACUUUUGCCGGCCAGUAGAUACAAGACCAUGCAGACGGAAGGAACUUUGCUGUUGCUGACCCGACAAUGUCUUCGUUGUACAGACAGCACAGUCGAAUAUUUCAAAUCUCAAGGCUGCUCUACUUCACCCCCUGUAGCUACAAUGAGGAGUUGGGACGCUUUGAAGCCACCAAAAGAAAUCUGGCAUUCUUGGGUGCAGCUUUGGUGCUUACGAUUCCCUUCUGGGUGUACGACAUUCACCUUAUGGCUACCAAUGUUUUGCGCACAUACACAACCGUGUUUGCAGCGGUGGGUGGCAUCGAGCUGCUAAUAUACGUUAGUGUGGUGAUAUGCACCAUACUAAAUGUGUUCGUCAAGCGACAACGUAUCACACGGCUGAUGAAUGUGCUGUUUCGACCCGACCGAAUAUUGGAUCGCUGCAGUCCCACAAAUUCAGCAGAUACACGCUACAAUGACAACCGGAAGUUGGUAGUGUUCGUGUUGUUCAUACUAUUUGGCAUGUGUAUCAAAUUAUCCUACUUCAAAAAAACAGAAAUAAAGAUCCUGUCGGUGAUGAUUGCGGGACGCUUUCUUGCGAUUUGGGUGUUGAUCUUCGUGCAUCGACUGCAUGUGCGAGCUAUUGGGCAGCGCAUGGAACAGCUGCGGGUUCUGUACGCAAGUGAAGAGUUGGAGCAACAUUUGGACUACUUCUUGCAUCUUUACGAUCGCUACUCGCGCCAGAUUGGCGAGGUUGACGAUUGUUACUCGUUCCCGGUAGUGCUGGUCUUUUUGUUGGUGAUGUUACAACUGAUCUAUUUGGCAGAACAUGUGUACAGUACGAUAGAAACGGGCACGAUGAUGCCGGUUGCGGACCAUUUUUUCUAUUCGUUAUUUGGCCAAGUGUGGCAAACGAUGUAUGGUGCAUUAGGGUACUAUUGUAUAUCCGCGUGUGGUACAGCAUCUGAGGAGGUAUAAUUUUACUUCAAAAUUGAUCCAAACACGAAUGUUCCCAUCAAAGUUUAUCAUUCCAAUGCGUUCUACGCUACCAUGAAACCAUUCUGUUUUCUCGUUUAACUAGGUAGAAGAGACGGCCCUCUGUACACGGCACUUUGACGAUUACCGGCUACAGAAUACACGCGCUGCCAAACAGAUACAAAAGUUUUUGCUUAAAAAUUUGCACCAGAAGAAAAAGUUCUCAGCUUGUGGGUUCUUCGACAUCGAUAAUACCGUCAUUUACAUGGUUUUCAGCUCUAUUGUAACGUACCUGGUGAUACUAAUACAAUUCAAGCAACUGGAAACCGAUUUAACCCAAGCUGGAGAUGGCUACAAUAUCACAAGCAACGUGUCAACUGUUCAGCCGUAGAGAGAGAGGGC
This is a messenger RNA of Anopheles gambiae (African malaria mosquito), 6704 nucleotides long. RefSeq lists its product as uncharacterized. The coding region runs from base 1440 to 2501 and encodes 353 amino acids. Gene Ontology annotation, biological process: sensory perception of taste. Lineage: Eukaryota; Metazoa; Arthropoda; Insecta; Diptera; Culicidae. The record is from RefSeq and is a predicted model, not a curated record. The transcript is spliced from 2 exons. Gene Ontology annotation, cellular component: membrane.